AGUUCAAUAUUAUCGCGCGCCGUCACUACUAGACGCUUGUACUUUUUUCUUGAACUAGAAAAAAGAACGCUUAGGUCGCUGAUUGGCCGGGUAAGGCGUCCUCUUAUUAAGAAGAAAUAGACGGCCAGUGUUCACAAGGAGGAUGUCGGCUCAAGAUGAAGUUUCGGUGGCUGAUGAGGACUUUUCUAACCCGAAAGUGGAUGGAGAGGAGGAAGAGAAAUUGGACGAGAGAGUAAAAAUGGUUCUUUUAGGAAGGCUGGAAAAUCUACCAUCCCUAGCAAAUAGGAUUGUUCGAAUUUUCACCUCGUCUACUUUUACUGUUGUAGGUUGCUUUAUUCAUCACUCUGAGCAAAGAUACGACGACGGAAAGGAAUGCUCUUAUGGCAAACGUCUAUCCAAAGUUAAAGGAUCUUUGUAGAGAGAAAUAUGGUUUAGAAUUUCAAGUUGUUGAUAUGAGGUGGGGAGUUAGAGAUGAGGCAACAGACGAUCAUAUGACAACCGAAUUGUGUAUGAAAGAGAUAGAAAAUUGUCAAAGAUUAUCGAUGGGACCAAAUUUCGUCGUUUUCCUCGGGCAAAAGUACGGCUAUAGGCCUAUACCAACGUUGAUAAAGUCAAAGGAUUUCGAGAAGAUACGCAGCGUAAUUUCAUCUAGCGGAGAACCGGAGGAAUUGGAAUUAAUGGAUAAAUGGUACAAAGUUGAUAAUAAUUGCGUUCCACCGGAGUACAUUUUGCAGCCAAUUAGUUCUAUAUUGACGAAUUUCAACAAUAAAAGACUACAAAAAUUAAUGGAAGCAGACCAAAAUGCUUGGUGGGAAAUUUUAGCUAAAUUGCAAAAAAUCUUGAGAAAAGCCGUUCAAGUUUUAUUUGCCGCCAAACAAAUAUCUAAAGAAGAACUUCAUAAUUAUUACAUGUCCGUUACCGACAGAGAAGUUAUUAAUGGAAUUCUUACCGCUAAAGAUACUCAUGCCCAUUGUUUAGCCUACCUUAGAAGAAUUAAUAAUUUGAACUUGAAUAUGAUCAAAUAUGCUAGGAAUUUUAUUGAUAUGAUUGGAAAAGAUAAGGAUGGCGAAGCUCAAAAAUUGUUAUCAACUUUGAGAGAUGUUAGGUUACCUCAAAAAUUAGUUAAAGAGAAUAUUGCCGAUUUUAGCGUUGAAUGGAGCGGUAAAGAAGGCAUUGAAAGGGAAACUCAUCAGGAUUAUUUGAAUGAAUUUUGUGAUCACUUUUACAAGAACGUAACAAGGCUUAUAGAGAGUGCUGUUGAAAAUUCUCAAUCUUUAUCAUCUGAAGCCGUCUAUGGUGAACAGUUGCAACACUUACACACUUGCGCCAACUCUUGUCAGUUCUUCUUGGGCCGAGACGAAAUUCUAAAUAGAAUUAAGGACUACGUUCAGUCCGAAUCCCAUGAACCUUUUGUUCUGUUUGGAGACAGUGGAUGCGGAAAGACAUCGAUUCUAGCCAAGGCCUACAGCCAACUUCCUCUAUGGUUAAAUGCUCAAUAUCCACAGUUGAUCCUUAGAUUUUUAGGAACUUCUCCGGAUUCUUCUAGUAUUCUUCCAUUACUUAAGAGUUUAUCUAAUCAAAUCUGUUUAAUUAGGAACCUACCGAGAAAUGAUAUGCCUGAUGAAAUGUCUCCACUUUCUCACUAUUUUAAAAAAUUAUUAAGUAACGCAACUGCUGAUAGCCCUUUGAUAAUAUUUUUAGACUCUUUGGACCUCUUAUCGGCGCAAGAUGGCGCCCACGAAUUGCCCUGGUUACCUACAGUUUUACCACCAAAUUGUAAGAUUGUCAUAUCAACUUUAAUUGGAAGUAUAUUAAAAAAUAUGGAAAAGAUGAUGCAAACUGAAAAAAACUAUUGUAAAAUUGAACCGUGUGGUGAAGAAUUGGCAAUGGGUAUUUUAGAAUUAUGGUUGAACCAAAGAAAAAGGACUGUUAGUGAACAGCAGUGGAAAAUUGUUAUGGAAGCAAUAUCAAAAUGUAAUCUACCUCUCUUUGUUAGGCUUGUUUACGAUGAAGUUUGCAGAUGGAAAAGCUACACUCAGCCUCGUUUCACUCAAUUAAAAUUCACAAUACACGAUUCGGUAAUGAUGCUUCUCGAUCGGAUUGAAAAUCAGCAUGGAAAGUUACUAGUAUCUCACGCUUUAGGCUAUUUAACGGCUGCUAAGAGUGGAGUUUCAGAGGCUGAACUAGAAGACUUACUAUCUCUCGAUGAAAAAGUUUUGAAUGAUGUCUAUCAGUAUCAUCUUCCACCCGUUAGGAGGAUACCUCCUCUUUUAUGGACUAGACUUAGGAGUGAUCUACCGAAUUAUUUUUCGGAGAGAGAAGCUGAUGGAGUUAAUGUAAUCGAUUGGUAUCAUCGCCAAUUUAUAGAAGCAUCUCGUGAACGCUACUUUCGUAAUGUUAACUUUUUACGUGAAGUUCAUUCCAACAUUGCCGAUUAUUUUCGAGGAAUUUGGGGUGGUGUUGAAAAACCUUACGAAUAUUCAGAACUUCAAAGGCAAAGGUUCUUUCUUACGGAAAAAAGUGGUAAAAGUGAUAGGAAAGUACCUGAACAACCCCUUUUCUUCACGGAUGAACAAGGCAAUAUUGUUAGAUAUAAUUUAAGAAAGUUGAGUGAAUUGCCUUAUCAUUUGAUAAGGUCGAACCGUAUCGAUCUUUUGUAUAAGGAGGUCCUUUUCAACUAUAAUUGGCUUCAUGCUAAGCUAAGUUCUAUGCCGUUAACUGUUAUUCUAAAUGAUUUCGAGGACGCCCUCCAAACCAAAUAUGACCGAGAGGUAAAGCUGGUAUCGGACACUUUGAGGCUAAGUGCCUCUGUCCUAUCGCGUUAUCCCGGUAUGGUGGGCCCACAAAUUGUCGGCCGUCUCCUUCCAUAUGUUAGCCAAUACGAAAAAGUUAGAAGUCUAAUUGAACAAUGCGAUACGGAUGGUAUUGAAAGAAAUGCUCUUGUACCGAUAUAUCAUUGUAUGCAUACACCCGGAGGUCCUUUGCAGUACUCCCUUGAAGGACAUCCUUUUGCUCCCUUUGGAGUUUGUAUAACCUCAGACGCCAGAUAUUUAGUAUCCGUUUCGAAUGUGUUCAUAAUAUGGGAUUUAAGUACCGGAGAUGUGUUCAGACAAAUAAAUCCAGGAUUACAAGGAAUAAUGCAAAAUUUAAAUAUUUCCCCAAAUAAUAAAUUUGCUACAAGCUAUACAAACAACAACCAAAUCAUUGUUUGUAACAUAAUCACUGGAGAGUAUAAAACAGUAGAGAAAAUCGCAGAAAAUUCAGAUUCGUUAAUCGGUUCUACUAUGAAUGACAAUCAUAUUGUUAUUUGGACUUCCAAAACCCUAUACAUGUUUUCAAUUGAUAAAACCGACGAGAUUCUCUUCAAGAGUAGCACCGACAGAAUAAAAAUUGGUAUAAUAAAUGUUAAAUUGGAUUCUUUUAGUAAUCGUUACGUAAUUUGGAAAUCUGGAGAUGAAAAUAACGAAGAUAUGAUAUUUGAAUUGCAACAAAAUCAAGAUGGCGAAGUCGACAAUGGCUUCGACUUUCAUAAUGCUAUCGCCUUAUCGAAUGAUUUUACCACCUUAUACGCUUGUAUAGAGAUAAGCGAUCACGCUGUAGCCGUCUAUAAACGCUCGAAUGGAAAAUGGGACUACGAUAAAACGUUAGCGGAGAAUAAAGUUCCGUUAUUUACUUUAUCACUUAGCGAUGAUGAAAAAUAUCUUAUCGCCUCUCAUGCCUUCGGAUUCAAGUUAUGGAAUAUGCCUCGAGACAAAUUAUUGGAUUUAAAAUUGCCCAGCGGCAUUAGAAAUAUUCCAACAAAGAAUCAAACUUCUUUGGUUCUCUUUACAAAAAAUAAUAAAUUUGCAGUUGGAGCAGUUCGAAAGAAUAUCUAUGUUUGGUCAACUAGAACUGGAGAGUUAACAAAGACUUUAGACGCCCAUUUCGGACGAAUAAUCGCUUUAGAUUGCGUACAAAAAGAAAAUAAAGUUGUUUCAGCGUCUAUAGAUAAAACUAUUAAAGUGUGGAACUUUGACAACAUUUUGGAAGACGUUCAUUCAUUAGACAGACACGAAAAGCCGAUCGAUAACGUCUCUUUGGCUCAUGACGCUUAUAUUGCUGCCUGCGUAACUAGAAAUUGCGUUGGAAUAUGGAGCUUAGAAUCUGGAAAACUUUUAAAAACUUUAUCUAAUAGUGCCCAUUCGUCAAUUGUUACUCAUGCUAGUAUAACGUCCUGCGGUAAAUAUCUGGUGAGCGCCGAGUCUGGCCAAGUUUUAAUGUGGGAUGUGGAAACCGGUACGGUAACGCAAUCCACACCCCAAAGGGAUGUUCAACAGUUGUUUUUAACUGAUGAAGACACCAAGUCAAUUAUAGUGUCUAAAGCUGGAGUUUCUAAGGCAAAAUGCAUAUGUCGUGCUAUUCCUUCGCAUGAUGUUAUUUUUGAAUUUGAGUAUAAUGUAAAAAAAUUUAAGGAUGCCGUUGUUACGUGCGACGGCUUAUUUCUUGUUGUUGUUUCCAUGGCCGCUAAAGGAGGACACGAAGUUCUAAGUGUAUUUCACGCGAAAACUGGAACAAAAAUGUAUGAUAUGCAGCCAAAAUAUCAGAAUUUUAAAGAUUUUACGCACAUCGUAGCUAUGCCUCAUGACCCUCACCAGGUGGCGUUGAUUGAUAGUGACAAGGGUAAUUUAUGGGAUAUUAAGAAAAAGAGCUUUGUUCGUUCUAUCAUGAGAUGGAAUGGAGUAUGUUCUAGCAAUGGAAAACUUGGUUUAUACGCUCCUAACCGAGGAGGUCUUGAGCUACUCGAAUUAAAGAAAGGAACAACUUCUAAAGUUUUAAUUCCAAGAAUUGCCGAGGGGGUUCAUUCGAUAUCAACACUUUUCACUUCCAAUGAUUUACACGUUGCAUAUUAUCACGCCGGCAGGAGGUCAAUCCGAGUCUUUAGGGUUAAAGAUGGCAAACAGAUCGCUGAUUAUAAAGCUCAUGCUGAAAUCAAAACUAUGGUAAGCUCGAAAGGCGGAUUGAGUCUAGUUCUAGGGGCUGUUGAUGGAGCAUUAGUAUCCUUGACGAUAGCCGAUCCUUUGACGGAGUCUAGUCGAGAACUUUUGGGUAGUCUACCAUCGAGACAAAUAAGUCAUUCGGAAACUAGAAGGAGCUCUAUUGCAGUGGCAAAACAGGCUAAUGGAACAAAAUUAGGACCAGCUGUACAAGUAACUCGAAUGGUCGCAAAAGCAAGAUUAGCCCAAAAGAGUCGUGCUUGUUUACUAUCUUGAAAAGAAAGGAGAAGAUAUUGAAAAGUACUAAUGAAUGAAAGUCUUGAUGCAUGAUAGAGAAUUAGGUAGAAUCAGUGACGCAUACAUGCAUGAAUGAGUGAGAGAAACAAGAAAAAAAAAAGAAACAACAAAAAGUUGCGCUUCCCCUUAAUUCUAUUGUCAUUUUUCUUGCAUGAAAUAUGCACAUUUUUUUAUCCACCAAACAAACCAACAACAAACAACAAACAACAGCAAAAAAUGACCUUUUCUUUUUAAAUCUUCCAAAAUUUUUAACUUAUAUAUACAGGAUAUGUUAUAUAUAUAUAUAUAUAUAUGUAUAUAUAUAUAUCUGUAUCUUAAGUUCACAUAAACAUAAAUAUAUGCAAU
This is a messenger RNA of Dimorphilus gyrociliatus, 5615 nucleotides long. Lineage: Eukaryota; Metazoa; Annelida; Polychaeta; Dinophilidae. The record is from the annotation of a GenBank genome assembly.